This is a messenger RNA of Adineta ricciae, 3813 nucleotides long. Lineage: Eukaryota; Metazoa; Rotifera; Eurotatoria; Adinetida; Adinetidae. The record is from the annotation of a GenBank genome assembly.
AUGAAUGAUAAAGAACCAUUGGUGAAGAAAACUUUUGAUCAAUUUAAUAAUGAAAAUUCUGAUGAAGAAAACAAACAGAAACAAGAAUUCUUAAGUAACAGUUUUUCUGAUUGGCAUCACUGGUUUGACAAAAGAACAGUUGAUAAACAAAAUGGAAAUAUCAAUAAUGACACAAAUACAAAAUACAAAAAUGAUAUGGUCAAUGUUAUUGAUUUAUUUCGUUUUGCUGAUCGUAUUGAUUAUAUAUUAAUGUUUAUUGGUAUAUGUUUUCUAUUAAUAAUGGCUGCUGGUGUUGCAAUUACUCAAGUUACUUUUGGUCAAUUAAUCGGAUUAUUUGCUGAAGUUAAACUUCGAGAAAAUUGUCAUCGUCAUCGACAAACUUUUAGUAUUUAUAAUUCAAGUAACUAUGUAUGUCCACCUGGUAUAAAUAUCAAUUCAAUAUCAUAUGUAGAACUUCAAGCAUUGUGUUAUUAUAAUAAUGUUACUGUGAUAUCUUCAUCAGAUGUAUUUUUAUUGUCAUUUCGAAAGAAAGUAAUGGGUCCAAUAUAUCGAUUGAUAAUUGUUGGUAUUAUUGAAUUCAUCUGUACUAUAAUUUUAUUUAUUUGUUGGACAGUUUCACUAAAAAGACAAACAUAUCGGAUGAGUAUUCGUCUGUUUCAAUCACUUCUUCAACGGAACAUUUCAUAUUUGGAUAAAGUUGCAAUUGGUAAUAUCAAUUCCAAGUUGUUUGAUAAUAUACGAAAGAUUGAUAGUGGUGCUGGUUAUGAAUUUUUAUUCGUAGUCGGAGUCAUAUUUUGCAUUGUCCUAGACAUAGUAGCGUCAUUUAUUGUUAAUUGGAAAUUAGCAUUAGUAAUGUUGUGCAUUUUACCUAUAAUUAUGAUGACAUCAAUGAUAUUUUCAAAAAUUAUUUCUAAUGAGGAAAUGAAUGUAUUGAAUUCGUAUUCAAAAGCUGGACAAAUUGCUGAAGAAGUAUUUAGUUCACUUCGAACAGUUCUCUCACUCAAUGGUUCGAAAUUUGAACAAAAUCGUUAUGAAAAUGAAUUACAUUCUACUACUCGAAAUAGUAUUCGACAGGGUGCUGUUUUUGGAUUAUUUGCUGGUUGGUUAUCAUUUAGUACAUAUUUAAUUUAUUCAAUUGGAUUUAUUUUUGGAUCUAUUUUCAUCUUUUAUCGUAAUAAUGAAGAAGCCGAUUUAGUUGAAAUUACUAUUGUUCUCUGUGUGUUUGCACAAUCUAUGACUCUUUUCAGUUUUAUUGGACCUUUUCUUCAAACAGUUUCGGAAGCUCGAAGUGCAGCAGUACCAAUAUAUCGCCUUAUUGAGGCCGAAAAUGAUAUGGGUAUAAAUGAAACAGAAAUAUGGAAUGAGAGUGUAACCAGUAAAAAGCUUAUUAAUACUAAUAUUGAUAUUAAAUUUGAUAAUGUUAAUUUUAUUUAUUCAUCGCGAAAGGACAUAUCUGUAUUAAAUAAUCUUAGUUUUAUCGCUCGUGCUGGUCAAACGACUGCUAUUGUAGGUCCAAGUGGUUGCGGAAAAAGUACAUGCUUAUCACUUCUUCUACGAUACUAUGAACCAUCGUCAGGACGUAUUUUAAUUAAUGGUCAAUCGAUUAAAGGAUAUGAUCUCAAACAACUUCGACAAACAAUCGGAGUUGUUAAUCAGGAACCUAUACUUUUUUCUACGAGUAUUGUGGAAAAUAUUCGCUUUGGCAAAGAAAAUGCUACAAUGGCAGAAAUUGAAGAAGCAGCACGACAAGCAAAUGCACAUACUUUCAUCAUGCAAUUGCCUAAUAAAUAUGAAACACUCGUAGGUGAACGAGGUGUACAACUAAGUGGCGGUGAAAAACAACGUAUUGCUUUAGCUCGUGCUUUGAUUAAACAGCCGGCUAUACUUCUAUUGGACGAAGCAACUAGUGCACUUGAUAAUAUUAAUGAAAAACUCGUACAAGAAGCACUUGACAGAGCCUAUCAAGGCCGUACAACUAUAGUCAUUGCUCAUCGUCUAAGUACAAUUCAAAAUGCUGAUCAUAUUUAUGUAUUAGAUAAUGGAAGUGUUAUUGAAGAAGGUACUCAUGAAAUAUUAAUGGCGAAAGAAGGAAGUAAAUAUCAAGAAAUGAUAAAAAAUCAACAAGUAGAAAAACUGGAUAAUAGUGAAGAUGAUUUAUAUCGAGGAACAAAAGUAGAGGAAGGAGUUAAUCGAGAAAUCAAUAGAAAUUCUUUUCCAUCAAAUUAUAAACAACCUUUAGAUACAGACAAAGAAGAGCAAAAUCUUUUGAAUGAAAGAUCUAUCAUUAUGAGACUUUUGUCAAUGAACCGUCCAGAAUUAUUUUAUCUUGUCAUUGGUUCAAUAGCAAGUAUAUUGAACGGGAUAGCUGUACUAUUCUUUGCGUUUCUCGUUGCGCGCACAAUCUAUCAAUUUGCUAUCUGUGAGUAUUUGGAACGACGUCACAGAAUACUGACCGCUAGUUUCAUACUUGCAUCAAUGGGUCUUUUGGUCUGGAUAUUUCGUUUUGUUCAAUACACAGCGUUUGCCAUAUCAGGAUCGAAAUUGACUCAUCGUGUCCGUUCCACAGCAUUUCGAUGUUUUCUACGACAAGAAGUUGCCUACUUUGAUCGUCCAGAAAAUAGCACUGGUGCCAUAUGUGGUCGUCUCUUUGCAGAUGCAUCAGCAGUACAGCAGAUGAGCGGCACAAGAUUAGGACUUAUUUUUGAAACUGUCGCAUUGAUUUUUUUUGGUCUUUUAUCUGGCAUGUUGUUAAGUUGGCAAUUGACACUAAUUGCAUUGUCUCCUCUACUUCUUCUCAUUCCUGCUAUGUACAUGAGUGUACGUGNUGCCAUAUGUGGUCGUCUCUUUGCAGAUGCAUCAGCAGUACAGCAGAUGAGCGGCACAAGAUUAGGACUUAUUUUUGAAACUGUCGCAUUGAUUUUUUUUGGUCUUUUAUCUGGCAUGUUGUUAAGUUGGCAAUUGACACUAAUUGCAUUGUCUCCUCUACUUCUUCUCAUUCCUGCUAUGUACAUGAGUGUACGUGUAGAAAUGUGGUUGAAUAGAUUAUGUGAUCACGCUCGUGGACAAGCGAAUAUGAUUGCAGUAGAAGCUAUUCACAAUAUGCGCACAGUUAAACAUUUAUCUGCUGAACGAAUCAUUUUGAAUAAAUAUUCCGAACAUAUGACUGCCAUAAUCACAUUAUACCGAAAAUAUUCGAUAAUAUUCACAAUACCAUAUGGUUUAUUAUGGGUAAUAGAUUCAAUCACAACGGCAUUUCUAUAUUUGUAUGCUCUUAUUCGUUUUGAACGGAAUCAAUUCACCUUCAAUGAUAUCAUAGUAAUCAUUGCAUUUGUUGUUUUCGUGAUGCAAGCAGUGCGAAGUGUAGAAUCUAUGUCCAAGCAAAUUGGUACUUCUCUAUCUUCGAUUAAAACUCUUCUGGAUCUAUUUGAUCGAACACCAACUAUCGAUAAUACAUCAAUUGAAGGAGCCACGCUGGUUCAUUUUGGUGGACAGAUCGAGUUCAAUCAAGUGAAAUUCUCUUAUCCUACACGUCCAACAAUUACUGUUCUUAAUCAAUUUCAAUUGAAGAUUGAGCCAGGUCAACGUCUAGCAAUUGUUGGCGCUUCCGGUUCUGGAAAAUCGACUGUUACCCAUCUAUUAGAACGAUUCUACGAUGUUGAAUCUGGCCAAUUGCUCUUUGACGGUAUUGAUAUUCGACAGUUGAAUAUUCUAUGGAUUCGUUCUCAGUUGGGUCUUGUUGGUCAAGAGCCAGUGUUAUUCAAUUUAACAAUUGCAGAAAAUAUCGCUUAUGGANAGCCGCUAAACCUCUACUGA